GGAAGAAAUGCAUCCUUCGUCUUUUGAACAAAACCGAAGACCAGCGAAGCUAUGGUUGACUCUAACAAUGCGCCCGCUGGCGCACCAGCUACUGCGACGCCUCCGGAACCGGCGACGGAACCGCAGCCGGCGCCGGAACCUGUGACCGACCAACAAUCACCUCCGAAUCCCGCAAGGGAGCCAGAGACACCUACGGAACUUGCGACCGAAACACAGUCGCCCCCGAGGCCCGCGAAUGAACCACAGAGCGAAAUCCUCCCGGCAUCCCACUGGGCUCAAGUCCCUUUACCUGAAGAGCCGCAAGACGACGGCGACGACGACUCUGCCUAUGGAGAGGCCGCUAGCAGUACAGCAUCUCUUUCUGCGAGCGUGCUGGAGUAUCGCACUCUUCACGGACGCACAUUCCAUAGCGACAUGGGGAAAGCCGAGUCUUGGAUCCCCAACGACGAACAACAGCAGGAUUCCAUGGAUAUCCAUCAUCACAUGUGCACCCUGGCCUUGGAGGAUAAGCUGUUCCUCGCGCCUCUUCAACCCGAGAAAAUUCAGAAAGUGGUCGACAUAGGCACUGGUACAGGGAUAUGGGCUAUUGACUUUGCCGACAAGUUCCCCAACGCCGAAGUAAUUGGCACCGACGUCUCGCCCAUCCAACCCCCCUGGGUCCCGCCGGGCGUGAAAUUCGAGCUAGACGACGCAAACCUACCAUGGACAUGGGCCGACAACACCUUCGACUACGUCCACGUGCGCUGCCUCUUUGGCUCCAUCGUGGACUGGUCCGCCCUGUACAGGGAGGCGUUCCGCUGCUGCAAGCCGGGGGGCUGGUUCGAGGACUUUGAGAAUUCCAUCAACAUGCUGUCCGACGACGGGUCUGUCGCGCCCGGCAGCCCGAUGGAUCAGUGGGGCCAGGUGUUUUGGGCCGGGGGUGAGAAGUUUGGGCGGACGUUUAGGGUUGUGGAGGACGAGAUCCAGAGGAAGUGCAUGGAGGAGGCCGGGUUUGUGGAUAUCACGGUCUGGGAACACAGGUGUCCAAUCGGUACCUGGCCCAGCGAUCCCAGGUUGAAGACAUUGGGACAGUUCUCCAAAAUGGUGCUGGAGUCAGAUGCCGAAGGCUACGUCCUCUAUAUGUGGAACGCUGUGAUGGGGUGGUCUCCGGAGGAAAUUCAAGUCUAUCUUGCCCAUCUGCGCCGGCAGCUGCGCGACAAGAACACCCACGCUUCGUACCGACAGACGGUCGUCUACGGUCGCAAGCCAGAGCCUGACGAGGUGCGUGCAUAGAGAUGGGGCAAGCCGAGAGUGUCCUAGUUGUAUAUUCGAUUAUCUGUUCGCGUGUGUCUGGG
This is a messenger RNA of Phialemonium atrogriseum, 1334 nucleotides long. RefSeq names its product methyltransferase type 11. Gene Ontology annotation, molecular function: methyltransferase activity. NCBI's taxonomy places the organism in Eukaryota, Fungi, Ascomycota, Sordariomycetes, Cephalothecales, Cephalothecaceae. The transcript is spliced from 9 exons. Bases 52 to 1272 code for a protein of 406 amino acids. The record is from RefSeq and is a predicted model, not a curated record.